CGCGGGGACAACGGGCCGUUUCCAGCCGCUGCAGUUCCACUCCCGUAAACACCACGGCACUCCCGUUCACCGGCGACGGUUACCGACAACAUGUCGCACACCGUCAUCACGACCGGCGGGACCUCCGGGGACCGGGUCCUGGACGCGGGCUACACCCGGACCAUCCCGGGACUGCUGAAGAUCGGCCAGAUGCUGGCGCUGCUCGUGGUCGUCCUGUGCGUGCGCGGCGCGCGCGGCUGGCCCAGCUGGGCCGCCUUCCAGUUCUUCGAGGUGGCGGCGCUGUGGUUCCUCGUGGCCUUCCUCCUCUUCUUCCUCAUGCAUCUGUUCAGGCUGCAGGCCAAGAUGCCCUGCAUCAACUGGCCGCUCACGGAGUUCUUUCAUUACUCCGUGGGGACCCUCCUCAUCCUCAUCGCCUCCAUCGUCGCCGCUGUGAAGAGCGGAGGCGUUUCAGCGCUGGUGGCCGGAUCGGUGUUCGGGUUUCUCUCCUCCUUCCUGAUGGCGGUCAGCUUGUGGACGUCGUACAGCGUGACUUGUGGCUCCCACCCGACCGGUGCAGCUGUGUAAGAAGUGACCCGUCAUGGAGGAUCCAGCUGGCAGUUUGCUGUGUCCUGGUUUCUGCCUAGCAACCAGCUGGACACUGAACCUGAUUGGAUAAUAGUUAUUUCUCCUCGAUCCGUUCUGUCCCCGUUUCGUAAACUCUCGUUUCCGGUUCCCGGUGCUCGUUCACGUUUAAAGAAGCUUUUAGACGAGUCGCCUCUCAAGCUUCUCGUUAUGCCGUAAAGAAGACAAAGCGAGGAAAAGACGAUUUUCCCGCCAAAAUAUUCCGCCGCGUCUUCGCUGCGCCUCCUCGUGGUUUACAGCGACUCGCUUGAUUUGCUCGAUUAAAUGAAACUGUUCAUCCAUUCCAACUUUUUUUAUUCUACUUUUUAAAAUUCUGUAAAAGUCUGGACCACUUAAAAAAUAAAAAAUAAACUUUUCUUUGAAAGAAAACGCAGUAAAGCCCUGUUAGCAUGCUAUGCUAACUUACGCUAUCAUUGUUCCAGUGUGCUAACAAAUGUUAACACGCAUAAUGUUUUACAGGAAAUAAGUUUGCAUGUUAAACAUCUCUCAGGCUAAAAUACAAGAACAACCGUGAAGGAUUCUGGGAAAUGGAAAGUAAACAUUAGCGUGCUAACCCCCCCAAAAAAGGAAAAGUGCUAAAUCGUUGUGUAAUUGAGACAUAAUGUGGUCUCAAUAUAUGUUAUUGUCAACAAACGUGCAGAAACAACAAAUAAUACAAACACGGAUCAAUCCGCCGCUGAAAAUAGGCCUCAAUAAAAAUGGGCGUUCACAUUAGCGUCCUGCUGUAGUACCGACCAAUCAGAGGAGGGCGUUCAUCACCGUUCAUGGCGACUCUCCUCGGUGCUGUAAACAAACAGCUGUUUACUUUAAGGAGUUUUCAGAAAGCACAAACAGUCUGAGCCGAUGCCACGAAGAGGAAGAGGAGGAAGAGAGCGGCGUAGUAACGCGGUUAUGAAUCUACGGAGCCGGUCGGGGGGGAACUGUAAAGAAAUAUGCAAAUCUAUCGGCACGCAUUAAUUAAACACAGGAGCAGACAAAUAUUAAAAACAUCAAUAUUCAUAAAGAGCACCAGGAUUGAGAUGAAUCUAGACACACGGAUUAUAAACAAUUAUGCAUGAGGUGUUAAAUGUGCAGAUUAAUAUAUUGAACUCGCAGUUUGAUAAAGACUCACGUUUAAUAAGAUGUGUAAGUAUUGUUGACGUUAAUGCAUUAAUAUAUGGAUUAAUAGAAGUUUAAUCCAGAUAAAUCGUACAUGUGGAUUAAACAUGACCACAGGUCUGUACAACAAUGUGCUUAUUAUAAGUAAAGAUCCGAUUAAGACAUGCCUUCAGAUUAAUAACACACGUUCAUAAAACCAACACAUAGACAUGUACUAAUUAUUAAUAAAAUUAAAAAAUAAUAAAACACGUUAAAAAAACAGGUAGAGGAAUUUAAACAUAAAAGUGAAUAAAUUAAUUGUAAAUCGGCCGAUAUUCUUAAAAAUGAUGCACAAUCUGGCAUUCAUAUUAAAUGUCAAAACAACUACAAUUGAUUUGAAAAGCUUUAUUUAAUUGUAACCGGCAUCAGAUAAAUGGUGAAACACGUUGAAUUUGCCGCGUGUGAAACAACUAAAAGUGGAUUUUGCUGAAGCACAAAACAUCUCACGUCAUCCUCUCGACUUUCUGCUCUCGUGUUGUCAUGUUUUCUCCGUUUAUCGGACUCGUUCAGUGACGACGCGUUCAUCUUUAUGAAUCUGCGUGUGCAGAUUUAUGACCAAAUAAAACUCAAAUGUUCAGAGGAAGUGGAUCAACAUGCAGCUUUUAAUCCAACAAAACAUUUCGAUGGAUUUUAAUAGCGAUGAAGAACGCUGCUUUAAAACCAUGUGUUACGUUAGCUAGGAAGCUAGCUACAGCUAGCAUGUUAGCGAUGCUAGUUAGCUCACAAAUAUAUAUAUACACACAAAGUAUUCUCUUUUGAAGCUUCUUUGAGAAACGUCUCGAAACCUUUUUCACGUAAAAAAUACGAUCUGAAAUGUUUUCUAAACAAAAAUAAUCGUUCUCGGGCCGUCAUCAUGCUAACCUAGCCUAGCAUCUUUGUCAGCGUUUGAACGAAGUCAAACAACGUUGAAACACUGAAAUAUGUGUUUCUCUAUUAUUUUGCUGAUGUGGAUUCUGUGCUAGCAUUAGCUCAGAACUCCAGCCCGACUCAUUGUAUCAACGCAGUUAGCCCCGAUGAGUUAGCAUCGUGCUAGCGGACCCGCAAACACACCGACCUCGCUAACGUUUAAAUUCAAAGUGAAUCCACGGGAAAUCGUGGUUCGACCGGUUCUGCCUUCAGUAACGUUCGUAGAAUACAAAAUGGCCGUUGAAAUGGAAGCGAGAGCGUUCCUCAAAGGAGACUCGAUGGCGUGAAGCUGAAGCGUUCCUCGGAUGACAGAUCACUGCCUUCCUGCCCGUCACAUGCCAAACAUUAGAAUCCUUCGUGCGACGCUUCGUUUUUGGGGUUUUUCUUCCGUCGGAUGCUCCGAGUUCAGAACGAAGGAUUCUCGUCCGAUCCGAAUCCGAUGGAACGUCUCACCAUCUGGGCGGAAGUGACCCGCGAUGAAGUCACCGGAACCCAGAAGGAGCGCGGCUUGUUUACAAAUGAAGGUUCUGGGUUCAAAGAAUCACAUUCGUACCGUUGUAGCCCAACGACGUGUAAACGGACUCCGGUCUCCUGGGUGAAAGUCCUGUGUUUGAGACCCUGAGUCUGACCCUGACUUUGACUGAGUCUGAACCUGACUGAGUCUGACCAUGACUCUGACCCUGACUCUGAGUCUGACUCUGACCCUGACUUUGACCCUGAGUCUGACUCUGAGUCUGACUCUGACCCCGACUCUGACCCUGACUCUGACCCUGACUCUGACUCUGAGUCUGACUCUGACCCUGACUUUGACUGAGUCUGAACCUGACCCUGACUCUGACCCUGACCCUGACUCUGACCCUGACUCUGAGUCUGACCCUGACUCUGACUGACCCUGAGUCUGACUCUGACCCUGACCCCGAGUCUGACCCUGAGUCUGACCCUGACUCUGACCCUAACUCUGACCCUGACUCUGAGUCUAACCCUGACUCUGACCCUGACUUUGACCCUGACUGACUCUGACUCUGACUCUGACCCUGAGUCUGACUCUGACCCUGACUCGGACUCUGACUCUGACCCUGACUCGGACUCUGGACUGAAGCGAAAGUUUCAGCUCAACCGGACUAAGAUGCUCGUGUUGCCCAACGACCGCGGAUCCAUGUGACCGACAAACCUCCCGUUGGCUUUGUGAGUUCCGACACUCGCCGAUAAUUUAUCGUUAUUCAAUGAAAUCGUACGUCAUGUUAUCGCCAUACACAAUCACCUGGACGACCGAUCGAUAAUAAGAAGCACGUUCUGACUCAAUGUUCUCAGAGAAAAGAAUAUUUUGAAAAUAAAUGAGAAAACACAAAUAAAUCCAACGGACGAUUUCGUAUCGACUAUUUCUCCUGUUGAGCACCCAGAAAACGUACAACACCGCGAUGUAUACAUACACGUUGACAGAAAUCGCGAUAGAGGAUUUUGUCCUCUAAACACGAGACUCCGCCCCCUGAGUCGGGUUCAGAGGUCACCUAACGCCUUCCUGUGAAAUCCGGUUCGGUGACAUCGUUCGCGAGCUAGCUUUAUUUUUGGGAAACUAGCGGCAACUGAAUUAGACAGUUUCGUUUGGAAAGGGGGCGGGUCUUGUUUACCAGGUCUCGUGUGGACCCGCCUCUUUCACUCUGAUCCAAGAACCACAGUUUGGAUCGACGGCCAAAAGAUUUUCACCCGUCUUCGCUCACAAUUGUCGGCUUUUUAUCGAUCAGAGUCAUGACCUUCUCUGAAGGUCCAAGGUGUUCACAUUAUUAUUACUAUUAUUGUUAUUAUUAUAUUUGCUGCUUCACUGUAUUUGAGUUUUUUUGUCUCUACCACAUAUGAAGGUUUUAUUUCAUUUUAGAUGCACUGAUAAAAACGAUCAAAUCUCAAGUAAACGUCAACAUGUUGGACCUGGAGGAAUUUAAGAAUCGCUGGAGGAAAAAAAUGGAGAUCUUUUCAAUGUAGUCAGCGUGCUUUUGACUUGUUUCAAGAUUCUAUUGAUGAACUUUUCAUAUUCCGAUUUUUUUCAUCAAUAUCUCUCUGGCGGUAAUUUUGAAAAGUUUGAAAUUAAUAUAAAAAUAUUUAUGAUUUAAAUUACGUGUUAUUAUUUUAUCUGACCGCCAAACAAAACAAUGUCAAAUGGGGCGCCCUCUUGUAGUAUUAGUUUAUGUUUUGAUCAGAGUUGUGACCAGCGCCGCCGCUCCCAUAGCGCACUACGCGCUGCGCGUAGGGCACAAAGUCCUGAGGGGGCACCGCAAAAUAGGCAACUAAAAAAAUCCUCAUAGUUAUAAUAAUUAUAAUGCCGAUAUUAUUUCAGUCUAGAAAUAUUAGGCGCCUUUUAGGCAUGUAUAUCACAAAACAGGCAGAACAAGAGAUAUAUUUAAUCGCUCAGCACCCCCGUUAACACUUCUCGGGUCGCAUCGCUCUGUGCCGUGAUGCGCACCGACACAUCCGCUCACACAUCAGGGUUUUUCCUGGGUCAAAAUGGGUCUUCGGUGCUCCCAAAAAAAAUGUUUGCGCGCUGCGCGCGCACCAUCUGUUCAUGCACGUCGGGCUGUUGAGUGAGUGAUCAGCAGCUGGCCGCUCUGACAAGUCGCGCACCUCAGUUGCGUAUUGAUCAGACAAGAAGACACGCUUAUCAACUCCAGUGUUUCCCUACUAUUAGAACAGGGUGAAAUCUGACCACGUCACCCUGUAAUUUUCGUCUACCCCCCGUCAACUCUACUCGGCUCACGCGCGCCAGAGCUCCGAUGCCGGCACGCGCCUCCCUCAGCCGGGAUGGACCUUUGCUCUAGACCUUUGUUCUAGACCUUUGCUCUAGACCUUUGCUCUGGACCUUUGUUCUAGACCUUUGCUCUAGACCUUUGUUCUAGACCUUUGCUCUGGACCUUUGUUCUAGACCUUUGCUCUAGACCUUUGUUCUGGACCUUUGCUCUAGACCUUUGUUCUGGACCUUUGCUCUAGACCUUUGUUCUGGACCUUUGCUCUAGACCUUUGCUCUGGACCUUUGCUCUGGACCUUUGUUCUGGACCUUUGCUCUAGACCUUUGUUCUGGACCUUUGCUCUGGACCUUUGCUCUGGACCUUUGCUCUAGACCUUUGCUCUGGACCUUUGCUCUAGACCUUUGUUCUGGACCGUUGCUCUAGACCUUUUCGAUUGGAUCAUGCAACCUUUCCGAUCGACUUCUGGUCUGUUUCCUUGAGCAUUAAGUUUAGUUCAGGCUUGAGCUUCAACCGUUGAGGACUCAGUUUCAGAUCCAGGUUUUAGGUCCAGACCGUAAAACUACAACAACAAAACAAACGUGAUACAAGCCACCUGGAAUCAGGACCGCUCUCUGCCGCCUGUGUUGAUUAUAUAUAUUUUGAGCAUCAUUUUAACACGUAUAAAUAACGUCGGUAAUAACCGGCGAUCGGCACAAACCCUCAAAGUCACCGAGAAGUUUGGCUUCUGUGAGAUGUCCAAUCACGACUCUGGACCUAGCGAGCUAAGACGUGAGAACCCCCAGUGUCAUCCUCCAACCCGUCGGCCAGGCCGAGCCGCCGGACUCGUCCUCUCCAAAGUGCCUUAACGUUGUGUUGAGCUAUCGGCCGGCAGGUCGGUGAUCUGCUGCUAGCGAGCUAUCUGAGUUCCAGAGAGGAGAUGGAGAGGCGUGAAGUGCUUUAUUAUGUUUUAAAGAAAAGAUGUCCACGGUAGUCUUAGAGUACACCCGCAUCACAAAGAGCUCACAUGACUUGUGUUGUUUUUCUACAUUUUUUAAGUGUGUAAACUACAAGUUGUGAUUUAUUGCAUGUUGGAAAUUAAAAGCUCAUUGCGCCA
Messenger RNA from Pseudoliparis swirei, 6492 nucleotides. It is a transcript of the gene cmtm7, whose product is annotated as CKLF-like MARVEL transmembrane domain containing 7. The record is from RefSeq and is a predicted model, not a curated record. Lineage: Eukaryota; Metazoa; Chordata; Actinopteri; Perciformes; Liparidae. The coding region runs from base 91 to 564 and encodes 157 amino acids. The transcript is spliced from 5 exons. Gene Ontology annotation, cellular component: membrane.